Molecule: messenger RNA, 4106 nt
Organism: Pristis pectinata (smalltooth sawfish)
Lineage: Eukaryota; Metazoa; Chordata; Chondrichthyes; Rhinopristiformes; Pristidae
Product: GATOR complex protein WDR24-like
Exons: 9
Coding region: 382-2733 (783 amino acids)
Biological process (GO): positive regulation of TOR signaling
Molecular function (GO): protein binding
Source: RefSeq, a predicted model, not a curated record
ACUCAGCUGGGAAGCUGCAGUGGGCUGGACCCUCGCAGGAACAGAGGAACAUGCAGCCCCUGUGCAGAGCCCAGCACCCAGUGCCUGCAGAGGGGAGGGCUGGCAGAGUGGGCGGGUGUGGGAGAGAUGAGACCGUCUAAUCUUGCAACCUUUGCAUAAUUAAACCAGCCAGACAGCCUGAUGACAAAGAACAACACUCAACUCUUCAGAAUCAGAAGGUGCUGUAACCUUGGAACUGCCACUCAGUGAUUGACACCUGUCAACUCUGCUCGUCAGGGCCCGAGUGAGGGGUAAAACCUGAUUGGCCGUAAAGGCAUCAGACCCACCCCCCCCCCCCCACCACCGCCAGUGACCUGGGCCCACUCGAGGGGUCCGCCGGCCAUGGCGCGGAUGCCCACGGCUUUGGGUGGCAGUGCCGUCAGUGCCAAGACCAUGUCCUGCAGCCUGGACGCCCCCGCCAACGCCAUCAGCGUCUGCCGCGACGGCACCCAAGUGGCGGUCGCCGGGCGCAACAUCUUCAAGAUCUACGGCAUCGAAGAGGAGCAGCUGACAGAGAGGGCCAACCUGCGGGUUGGCCGCAAGCCCUCCCUGAACUUCAGCUGCGCCGACGUGGCCUGGCACCAGAUGGACGAGAACCUGCUGGCCACGGCGGCCACCAACGGCGCCGUGGUGACCUGGAACCUGGGCAGGCCCUCCCGUAACAAGCAGGACCAGCUCUUCAUGGAGCAUAAGCGCACCGUCAACAAGGUCUGCUUCCACCCGGCAGAGCUGUACAUCCUGCUGAGCGGCUCCCAGGACGGCUCCAUGAAGUGCUUCGACCUGAGGAGGAAGGAAUCCAUCUGCACCUUUUCAGGUCAAUCAGAGAGCGUGCGUGACGUCCACUUCAGCGCCCGAGACUUCUUCACCUUCGCCGCCACCUUCGAGAAUGGCAAUGUGCAACUGUGGGACAUGCGGAGACCGGACCGGUGCGAGAGGAUGUUUACGGCUCACAAUGGGCCGGUCUUCUCCUGUGACUGGCACCCGGAUGACAGAGGCUGUCUGGUGACGGGCGGCCGGGACAAGAUGGUCAAAGUGUGGGACCUGACAGGCUACAAAGCCCGGGAGAGCCACUGUGUGCAGACCAUUGCCUCUGUGGCUCACGUGCUGUGGCGGCCGGACCGCAAGUACCACAUCGCCACCUGCUCCAUGAUGGUGGACCACAACAUCUACGUGUGGGACGUACGCCGACCGUACGUCCCCUUCGCCAUGUUCGAGGAGCACAAGGACGUGACCACAGGCAUCGCCUGGCGCCACGCCCAUGACCCGCACUUCCUUCUCUCCGGGUCCAAGGACAGCACGCUCUACCAACACUUCUUCAAGGAUGCCCAGCGUCCAGCCAGCCGGGCCAUCCCAGAAGGGCUGUCGGUCGGCCUGUUUGGUGACGUGGCAUUCGCCGUCAAGGAGAGCCUGUGCUCAGCCGAGGGCUCCCGCAAGUCCUACGGCCCCGACCGCCGCUACCCCUUCUUCUUCAUCCGGCGCCAGGACCCCGCCGAGCAGUUCACCAACGUGUCGAGCGCCCUCAGCGUCUUUGAGUCGCAGCCCGGGGCAGCCUCCAUGGACUGGUUCGCCCAGACGGCCCGCCGCUAUGGCCUGAGCGGCGGCCCCCUCCCCGAGCUGUGCGACCGCAACGCCGCCGUGGCCCGGCAGCUGAAGCGUUACCAGGUGGCCCAGAUCUGGACCAUGCUGAAGAUCAUCUACGCUGGGGCGUGCGCAGCGGGGACCGUGGGCAGUGUGGGGCAGGGCUCGGGCAAGGCAGGGCACCCCCUCAGCAGCUUUACUUUGAAAGACGGCACCGCGGCGUUAGGAAGUGAAGCCAAACUUGACAGAGGCCGACUGGAAAACCGUCAGGACAGCCUGCCCCUGGAUUCGACCAUUACUUUGCUGCAAACCAAUGAAGAUAACGAGGAGACCGAGGGCAGCGACGCCCCAGCAGAUUACCUGUUUGGUGACGGUGAGGGUGACGAGGACGAUUUAUUCAUUGUCGAUCAUGAGAAUGCUCCAGUAGAAGAGCACGAGUUCAUUCUCCCACAGGAGGGCUUCCCUCUGCGUCACGAAAUCCUGGAUCACCCGACCACCCUGGACCACUUCCAGGACAAGACCGACUCCCCCCACAUCAGCGGCAACGAGGCGGAUUCGGUCUCCCUGACGCCGACCGAGGGCAUUUCUCUUGUCUCAGUCUCGCAGCCUCCCUUCGAGCACGGCUUUUCCACCGACUACUUCAACCCCAUAGUCAGGGACAUGAUGUGCUUCUACGCCGAGCAGGGAGACGUGCAGAUGGCAAUAUCCGUACUGAUCGUGCUUGGAGACAGGAUCAGAAAAGAAAUCGAUGAGCAGACACAGGAGCAUUGGUACACGUCCUACAUCGACCUCCUACAGCGAUUCCGACUUUGGAACGUGGCCAACGAGGUGAUCAAACUGAGCACGUGCCGAUCCAUCAACUGCCUGAACCAGGCCUCUACCACCCUGCACGUCAACUGCAACAACUGCAAGCGGCCAAUGAAUACCCACGGCUGGAUGUGCGAGAGGUGUCGACGGGGAGCGAGCAAGUGUGCUGUGUGCCACCACGCGGUGAAGGGCUUGUUCGUCUGGUGUCAGGGAUGCACUCAUGGAGGACACCUCCAGCACGUCAUGGACUGGUUCCAAUUCCACACCCACUGCCCGACAGGAUGCGGACACCUCUGUGAAUACACUUAACCUGGUCUCCAGCUACCUCGGGGGAUGUCAGUGGCCCUGUGACAGAGGUACCCGAUGGGCCAGAAAUCGCAGGCACGACCCAAUGUAUUGCGGAGGUGCAGAGCGGCAGAAAUUCAGUUACACAGACCACUUCCCCGUUAUCCCCAGCAUGAUUCCUUCUGGAACGGGAACACGGUGCACUAUUUAUAAGGAGCGAGACUGAACUGUUGAAGUGGGGAUGUGUUUAUUGCAACACAGUGGAUCUGCAGAAUGUAGAUAGACUUCAGACAGUGCUCUCCAAGUCUAUAAUGUGACACAUUAUGGGCACUGAAGAGCUAUGGGUUUUAAUCGUCAUUGGGUGGGAUGAAUUAACUCCACCCACUCACACUCCGUCACUGCCCCACAACCAAUGGAUCGGCUUCAGUGGCGGAUGGGGGUUCAAGCUGACAAUCUCAUUUUGAGCAAGACCAUUCCAUUCCUCUAAUGAGUAUUUUUGACUGGAUCUCUGACACAAUCCUGAAGGAUUGCACUUCCUCAGCCAGGGGAGGCAGACACACCCUUGCCUACCAGGACUCCAGAUGAAGAAAGAAACUAGAAUGUUUCAUGGACAAUUUUUACUAGGGGCAGGAUCACGAUGAUUGAGCUGCGGGGCUGGGUGGGGGAGAUUGAUACAGCAAAAUCCUCACUGUCUGGUGAUGUUAACCAUCAGUUUAUGGACAAUUUGAGAGGGAGGAUGUUGACACUGGUGGAUAGAACAUAGAACACUACAGCACAGUACAGGCGCUUUGGCCCACAAUGUUGUGCUGAUAUUUUAUCCUGCUCUAAGAUCUAUCUAACCCUUCCCUCCCACAUAGCCCCCUAUUUUUCUAUCAUUCAUGUGUCUAUCUAAGAUUCUCUUAAAUGUCCCUAAUGUAUCUGUCCCCACAACCUCUGCCGGCAGUGCGUUCCAUGCACCCACCACUCUCUGUGUAAAAAAAAACUUACCCUGACAUCCCCCUUCUACCUUCCUCCAAUCACCUUAAAAUUAUGUCCCCUUGUGUUAAGCCAUUGUCGCACUGGGAAAAAGUCUCUGACUGUCCACUCGAUCUGUGCAUCUCAUCAUCUUGUACACCUCUAUCAAGUCACCUCUCAUCAUCCUCCUCUCCAAAGAGAAAAGCCCGAGCUCGCUCAGCGUGGCUCUGGAGAAGUAGAUUUGUAGAUUGGAUCCCGUUUGCUAAUCUCCAUUGAUUGACUGAUGUAACAGUUCAGCCUGAGGUGAGUGGCAGUAUCAGGAGUUUCACUGGUUGUUCAUGAAGCGCUGGAGAUCCAGCACUCUGGUCUCUGGAAUUAAAUUUGUAAACCCCAGCUUGCCACCUAAAGUUAAACGACAAUAAAGUAAAUACCUCCUGCAGCCA